Rhinocladiella mackenziei CBS 650.93 is the source of this 621-nucleotide messenger RNA. RefSeq lists its product as uncharacterized. NCBI's taxonomy places the organism in Eukaryota, Fungi, Ascomycota, Eurotiomycetes, Chaetothyriales, Herpotrichiellaceae. The record is from RefSeq and is a predicted model, not a curated record. The coding region runs from base 1 to 621 and encodes 206 amino acids. The transcript has a single exon.
AUGGGCACGCGCAAUCUUAUCUGCAUCUUCUACAAAGGUAGCUUUGUCGUUGCACAGUACUGUCAAUGGGACGGCUACCCAGAAGGCAAAGGUCAAGGCAUGAAGAUAUUGAACUUCCUCCUGAGCUCAGCCAAUAUCGAGCACCUCAAGAACGGCCUUCAACACAUCAUAACUCUAAACCACGAUAGCCGGCAGCAACUCGAACAUGGGGUGCGUCAGGACCAAGAGGCUUGGCAGACCAACAUGUCCUUUUCCAAGGGGCCGUGCAAAUGCGUGAAAUGCGAUAUAGAGGGCUUCUACCCUUCCCUUUCGCGUGAUACUGGCGCCAGCAUUCUCAAGAUCAUUACUGAAGCCACGGCAGAGAAGCCUGUACCUGUUGAGCUGAGACUGGGGUUCGCCAAUGAUCCGAAUUGCGAGUGGGCUUACGUGGUUGACCUUGACGAUUGCGUAUUUGAAGUUUACGCGGAGGCCGAGAGCAAGAACGAAAACCCUACCAACCGAUUCAUAAAUAUUGGGGACUUAAACGAUACAGUCCCAUCACUAAUCAAGAGUUUUCCUUUCUCCGAUCUCCCGAUUACAGAAAGAGAGUUCAUCACCGCUUUGAACACGGAAUUUAAGUGA